CUUGUGUUCCUAGUGUUAUACUGUUGUGCGUGGUUUCAGUGAAUCCUUGAACUUUGCUUGAAGACCUGAUGAAGCAGCUGGAGACUCGCCAUGUGGAGCUAGCGUCCAGCCGUACAGGAGACGUCAGCCUGUGGGGUCUGUUGUGAGCUGCACUCGAAGAACGUUCCAAAGAGAUAGGAGUUCUUUCUUGUAUGUGUAGCACCCUGAUGUUGGCCUGCAGAUCAAUAUCAUGCAGACAUGUGGUGUUAAGGAAAGCAGCUAGGGGAGGGAACACCCGCUAUCUUUCUUCGAUACCAUUCAUGGCCUCAGUCAUGUUGGGCGAGAUAAAAUUAAGCAAGGCCUGGGCUCAGCUUCGUCGUCUACGCUGGAUGCCGGAUGGUGAUGGGCUGAUGGCUAGCCGGGAGGGAGACCCCAGAUCCGCCCUACGUGCUCUCACCAAGAUCCUGCCAAUCCCCUCUACACAUCGCGGUCAUCUGAGACAACAAGGCGGCCCGCCCGUCCCCUCUGCCCCUCUGCUCUGCAAGUUCCACCCAGCAAGCUGCUGCUGAAUUUCCGUUCAAACAAGGAGCAUUUCAAAAAGGCGGGGAUGGGCGCGAUGCGCUGCCGGGGACAAGCGACGGCGACGUCCUCGCCGCCGCACCCCGUAUAAAAAGGCCCGGCCAGUCCUGGGGACGAAGCGGGGGCGCACGGCGCAGCAAGCAAUCGACCGUCUUGGAGAUGGGGAGGCGUUCCGCCGCCGCAGCUUCCUUCGUCGCGCUGUGGCUUUUGGGCGCGCUGGUUGGCCACCGGACCGCGGCGGAGCCCGUCCGCGUCGGCGUCAUACUCGACCUGGCGUCCGCGGCCGGCAGGAGGUGGAAGACCAGCAUUCAGAUGGCGGUGGAUGACUACUACGCCAGCCACCCCAACUCGACCACGAGGGUCGAGCUCAGUUUCAAGGACUCCUCCGGCGAUGCCGUUGGCGCCGUUUCUGCCGCGAUGGACCUGAUCAAGAACGCGCAGGUGCAGGCCAUCAUCGACGGGGCGCAGACGGCCGGCGAGGCCGAGUUCGUGGCCCACAUCGCCGGCCGCGCCCACGUCCCCGUCCUCUCCUUCUCCGCCACCUCCGCGGCGCAGACGCCAUUCUUCGUGCGCACCUCGGCCGACGAGUCCUCGCAGGCUGCGCCCAUCGCCGAAGUCCUGGGCCACUACGGGUGGCACGCGGCGACUCUGCUGCAUGAGGACUCCCGCUCUGGCGCCGCCAUCGCCCCGGCGCUCGCCGACGCGGUCCGAGGCGUCAGAGCCAGCGUGGAGCACCGAGCGGCCGUGCCGGCCGACGCGUCCGACGACCGCCUCGACGCGGUGCUCUACCGCGUCGCGGCGAUGACGACUCGCGUGUUCGUCGUGCACAUGCCCCUUCCCCUGGCUCUGCGGCUGUUCCACAGGGCCAAGAACGCCGGCAUGAUGUCCGAAGGCUACGUCUGGAUCGCCACGGCCGGCGUGGGCGAAGUCGACGCGCUGAGCCCCGAGGACAACGACGCGAUGCAGGGUGUUCUCAGCGUCCGGCCUUAUGCGCCGCCUACGAGCCAGGUCACUGCCUUCGCGGAGCGGUUCAGAGCAAGGUUCCAGCAGGAGAACGAUGGCUCUCAAGACAUCCCAGACCCCACCGUGUCGACGCUCCGGGCGUACGACGCGGCAUGGGCAACCGCUGCUGCGGUUGAGGCGGCCGGGAUCUCCGGCUCGGCUUUCAAACCGCCGGAAGGAAGCACGGGUCCGACGGAGCUGGACCAGCUCGGCGUGUCAGCCACCGGCGAAAAAUUGGUCAAGGCUGUGCGUGACACAACAUUCGACGGGCUGGCUGGGAAGUUCACGCUGUUGAACGGGCAGCCGCAGACGCCGGCGUACGAGAUCGUGAACUUUGUCGCAGAGGGCCCCUGGACGGUGGGCUUCUGGAACACAAAGUCUGGGAUCUCACCGGAGUUCGCCGCCGGCAGCGGUGAAGGCUUGAAGGAAGUCCUUUUUCCCGGCGUGGACCAAUCGGACAUUCGGAUUCCGGACGGGUGGGCUUUCUCGCCGGCCGGGCAGGAGCUCGUCGUCGCCGUGCCGGUGAAACAUGGAUUCCAGCAAUUCGUGCGGGUGUACAACGACACGACAAGCAAUAGGACAAUGUUCUCAGGCUACUGCAUCGAUGUGUUCGACGCGGCCAUCAAGGCACUGCCGUAUCCGGUUUACUACCGGUACGAGCCAUUCUAUGGGAUUGGCAAUGGCAGCUCGGGAACUUACCAGCAACUGAUCGACCUUGUUCCCGAUCAGAAAGCUGAUGCUGUCGUCGGCGACGUGGCCAUCACGGUGAGCAGGAUGGGCGAGGUUGACUUCACCAUGCCGUUCACCGAGUCCGGGUGGACGAUGGUGGUGCCGGUGCAGUCGCAGGCGGCCACGGGCAUGUUCUUCUUCCUGAAGCCGCUCACCCCUGCCCUCUGGCUCGCCAGCCUCGGCGCCUUCAUCUUCACCGGCUUCGUCAUCUGGGUGAUCGAGCACCGGAUCAACCCCGAGUUCCGCGGCACGCCGCUGCAGCAGUUCGGCAUCAUCUUCCACUACGCCUUCUCCACCCUCGUCUUCGCACACAGGGAGAAUGUGGUGAGCAACCUGUCAAAGUUCCUGAUGGUGAUAUGGGUGUUCGCCGUCCUGAUCCUGACGUCGAGCUACACGGCCAGCUUGACAUCGAUGCUGACGGUCCAGAAGCUCAAGCCGGCGGUGACGGAAAUCCAUGAUCUCAUCAACAACGGCGACUACGUCGGGUACCAGGAGGGUUCCUUCGUCUACGGCGAGCUCCUGGAGAUGAACUUCGACCAGAGCAGGCUGAGGAGCUACACGACGCCGGACGAGUACGCCGACGCGCUGUCCAAGGGCUCCGACGACGGCGGGGUCGCCGCGGUGUUCGACGAGGUCCCGUACCUGAAGAUCUUCCUGUCGCAGUACUGCGACAGCUACACCAUGGCCGGCCCCGUCUACAAGGGCACCGGGUUCGGGUUCGCGUUCCCCAAGGGGUCUCCCAUGGCGCCGGAGCUGUCGCGUGCCAUCGUGGGCCUCACGGAAGGGGACGAGAUGGGGCUGAUCGAGAGGAAAUGGUUCGGCGCGCCGGGGACCUGCGGCGGCGACGGCGUGGACGCGUCCAACGCCAGCCUCACCCUGUGGAACUUCAGCGGGCUGUUCCUCAUCACCGCGGUGGCCGCCACGCUCGUGCUCAUCGCCUACCUCGCCAUGUUCGUCUACCGGGAGCGCCACGAGCUCCGGGCGGCGGAGCCCGGCUCCGGGAGCGUGUCGCUGAAGCGGGUCCGCGCGUGGCUGCAGCACUACGACCGCAAGGACAUGACGGCUCCCCACUUCAAGCAGCAGCUCUGGAGCGACUCGCCGUCGGCGAACGGCAGCAGCCAUGGGAAGAAGAGGGAGAGAGCAGAGCAGGAUGAAUCCCGGGAUUUCGGCGGCCCGGGGGCGUCUCCUCUCAGCGACCACUACCGCAUGGACUCGGCUUCGCCGCUGGAGCGGAAGGGGUCGGGCGAGUUCAGGACCCCGUUCGACCAGCGGACGGGGGAGGCAGCACUAGAGCGCAAGCCGUCGCUGAAGCUUCAGCAAAACACCGAGGAAAGAAAGAAGCUGCCUUUAUCCCCGUGAACUUGUUCGUGGAGGUGAAUCAAUGUUCUGAAACUCAGAUAAGAGGCAAAACGAUCAGUCACACGAUGAUCAAUGCUUUACCAAGAAGAAUACAUGUGUUUGAUAGGAUACGGUGCAAAAUGACAUAACUAGAACUACGUGAAGAUUAAGGUUAUGUGGGCGAUUAGAUGUACAUGAACUUUCAAUCCUGCCUAAUCUGGAUCAAGCAUGUGCAAUGUUAGGCAGAUGAGCGAACUCGUGCAAAGGUCGGGAAAAUGGUGAGUAACAAAUGGACACAGGUCAAAGGAACUAUGGCGUGCGAAAAUUGUAGUAGUUUUGGACCAGUCUACCAAACACAUGCUUUAAGAAACUGUCACAUUGACUGAUGUUUGGCUCACCACAAACUAAUCU
Molecule: messenger RNA, 4038 nt
Organism: Panicum hallii
Lineage: Eukaryota; Viridiplantae; Streptophyta; Magnoliopsida; Poales; Poaceae
Product: glutamate receptor 2.8-like
Exons: 4
Coding region: 718-3648 (976 amino acids)
Cellular component (GO): plasma membrane
Molecular function (GO): glutamate-gated receptor activity
Source: RefSeq, a predicted model, not a curated record